UAAUCGGAGAAGGGUUUGUUUUCCGCUUCACCGUGCUCUCUAUAUACUUCUCUCUUCUUUGCUCCCGCAGAAGAGAGAGAUAAUCUUCAUCUUCUUUUUCAAACGAAAUUCACAAAUUUCAAUCUCUCUGUAUUUCUCUUUAUAUCAAUCAAUCGCUUCUUCAGUCUUUUCUUCUUCUCUGUUUUUUUGAUCGGACGGCGGAGAUUCAUUCUCAAGUGAGAAACGUUGAGGUAUGCAGCAAGGUGAUCCGACGGUGUUGAGCUUGAGACCUGGUGGUGGUCGAGGAAGCAGACUCCUUGCUCCUUCUUCAUCAUCUUCUUCUUCUCUAUCUUUCGGUUCAUUAUCAUCUGAUCUUCCUCUCUUUCGUCCUCAUGGCGGCGCUUCUCCUUUCUCUAUAAAGGCUGGAGACCUGCGAUUUGAGGGUCAUGAACGUGUGCGCUACACUCGAGAUCAGCUUCUCCAGCUCAGAGAGGGUGUUGAAGCAUCUGAUGAUAUUCUAAAAGUCAAACAAGAAAUUGAAGCUGAACUCUUUGGUGAAGACCAAAACUGGGGUCGUGGGGAAAGCAAUCCAUCAAACCAAACUCAGAGUCGCUAUUCUGAACCAGACAAUCGUGAUUGGCAUGGCCGCUCAGCACAGUUUCCUUCAUCUGGAGAUGAGAGGCCUUGGGAAUCUCUUCGAGACAGGGAGCUUGGUGGCAGACAUGACACAAGGCAGCAAGAAGCAAAUCGUCAAGACCAACUCAGCUCUCAGUUCUCUAGAACACAGAUUUCUUCUAACCAAGGGGGAGGACCUGCUCCUACUUUAGUUAAGGCCGAGGUGCCAUGGUCUGCUCGAAGGGGGAACAUUUCGGAUAAGGAGCGUGUCUUGAGGACUGUGAAUGGGAUACUGAACAAGCUGACUCCAGAGAAGUAUGAUCUUCUUAAGGGCCAACUUAUAGAUUCUGGGAUCACAUCAGCUGAUAUCUUGAAGGAUGUGAUCUCUCUAACAUUUGAGAAGGCUGUUCUGGAACCUACAUUUUGCCCUAUGUAUGCCCUUCUUUGUUCUGAUCUCAAUGAAAAGCUUCCUUCAUUUCCAUCCGAUGAACCUGAUGGCAAAGAAAUCACGUUUAAGCGAGUCCUCUUGAAUAACUGCCAAGAGGCAUUUGAGGGUGCUGACAAACUAAGGGAAGAAGUGAGGCAGAUGACUGCUCCAGAACAAGAGAUGGAUCGUAGGGAUAAAGAAAGAAUGGUCAAGCUUCGUACUCUUGGAAACAUCCGUUUGAUCGGAGAGCUUCUGAAGCAGAAGAUGGUACCUGAGAAGAUAGUACAUCACAUUGUGCAGGAACUUUUGGGCCACGAUACCAAAGCUUGUCCCGCAGAAGAAAAUGUUGAAGCUAUUUGUCAGUUCUUUAACACUAUUGGUAAGCAUCUGGAUGAGAGUCCAAAGUCCCGGCGCCUAAAUGAUGUGUACUUUAACAGAUUGAAAGAAUUGGCUUCAAACCCUCAGUUGGCUCCGCGACUGAGAUUCAUGGUUUGUAAUGUUCUUGAUCUUCGUGCAAACAACUGGAUUCCAAGGCGUGAGGAGGUAAAAGCCAAAACAAUCAUCGAAAUCCACUCAGAGGCUGAGAAAAAUCUUGGGCUGCGUCCGGGUGCUACUGCUAGCAUUAGAAAUAAUCGUGUUAUUUCUGUAGGUCCAGUAAGUCCUGGCCCUGGUGGUUUUCCUGUUGCCCGACCUGGUGCUGGGGGAAUGAUGCCUGGCAUGCCUGGAACUAGGAGAAUGCCUGGUAUGCCUGGAAUUGACAGUGAAAAUUGGGAGUUCCCUAGAACACGGUCAAUGCCGAGGGGUAGUGAUGGAUCAGCUGUGCAGACUGGAGGACGCAAUCAGUCACCUUUAAUCAAUAAAACAACUUCAAUGAGCUCAAGAUAUUUACCUCAGGGUAGUGCUGGCCUGAUCAGUGGUAAAACAAGUGCUCUGUUGCAGGGCAGUAAUACCCCUCCUACUAGACCUGCUAACUCUAUUUUGGGUGCAGAGCCUUCAUCGCAACUCCCACUUGCUGCUAAACCUGCACCUGCUGCUGCUAUGCCUCCAGUUAUAGGGAAACCCCAAGGUCCAGGUACAAGGUUAAAUCCAGAAGAUCUUCAGAGAAAGACAACCGCACUUCUGGAGGAAUACUUUGGUGUUAGGCUAUUGGACGAAGCACUGAAGUGUAUUGAGGAGCUAAACGCUCCCUUGCACCAUCCUGAGGUUGUCAAGGAAGCAAUCUCCCUUGGCUUAGACAAAAGUCCGGCUUGUGUUGAGCUAGUUGCAAAGCUUUUGGAAUACUUGCUUAAUAAAAAGGUUCUUACUGUUGGAGACAUACAGACUGGGUGCUUGCUCUAUGGUACUAUGCUGGAUGAUGUUGGCAUUGAUUUACCAAGGGCGCCUAAUAAUUUUGGAGAAAUAAUGGGGAAACUAGUUUUGGCCAGGGGACUGGAUUUCAGUGUCGUGAAGGAAGUUCUGAAAAAGGUGGAGGACUACCGAUUCCAGAAAUUUGUAUUCGAUGCAGCAUUGAGUAUUAUCAAUGCUAGUCCUUCAGGGCAAGCUGUAUUGGAUGCAAACGCCUCCGAGAUUGAAGCCUGCCGCAGUCUAUUCCAGUAAGCAUAGCUUUGCUUUGCAUGCAAAACUUCAAACUAUCUCCACAAGGACUUUUACCAUGCCUAUGCCCACUUCUUCAUGGUGUUAUCCCUUUUUGAGGCAAACAACUUGUAUCAUUUUGAUAAGGUGGAGCUGCCAAGUACCAAGGACAGGUAAUAUAUAUAUUUUUUCUCUAUGAGUUGUAUAUUUUUCCGAAGGUCAUAGCAGUGUGUUUAUUGAGAAAGGAGAUUUAAACACCAUAAUGCAAUGGAUUUUGUGCUUGAGCAUUGGCGAAUUACAUGCCAAAUUGCUCUAGAAGACCUGUCCUGCCCUUUUAUGGGUUCAGGUUGUUUUGUAUUUGAUUAGGUUUUGUUAUCAGUUUUUUUUUUUUUUUCCCCUUUUGUGACUCAGUAAUUUAGUUAAUUUUUUGUUGAACUCAGUUCAUAAAAAUCCCAUGUUUUC
Rubroshorea leprosula is the source of this 3055-nucleotide messenger RNA. NCBI's taxonomy places the organism in Eukaryota, Viridiplantae, Streptophyta, Magnoliopsida, Malvales, Dipterocarpaceae. The record is from the annotation of a GenBank genome assembly.